Molecule: messenger RNA, 2241 nt
Organism: Carassius carassius (crucian carp)
Lineage: Eukaryota; Metazoa; Chordata; Actinopteri; Cypriniformes; Cyprinidae
Product: pyruvate dehydrogenase E1 component subunit alpha, mitochondrial-like
Exons: 11
Coding region: 358-1821 (487 amino acids)
Biological process (GO): pyruvate decarboxylation to acetyl-CoA
Cellular component (GO): intracellular membrane-bounded organelle
Molecular function (GO): pyruvate dehydrogenase (acetyl-transferring) activity
Source: RefSeq, a predicted model, not a curated record
UUUUUAUGGCCUUCUAAAUCUGACCCUCUGGAGUGACCUGUGCCCUUCUUUUUACAGUCCUCCACUCUCCGGGCCGUUCUGCAGCUCCUGGCGGUCCAGAGCGAAUAUGCUAAUUUGACCGCUCCACAUGACCAUGAUCCUAACCCCCCUUCAUGUUUAAAAGAUAAACAGCCUGACAGCCCUUUAGUUGUCCCUCCAUUAUCACAGAUACCUUCAAACACUCUCGUAGAAUAUAAAGCUUUAGGACACACCAGCAGUGGCCAGUCUUCAGGAGACUCAGGACGACAUGACAGACCUCAGACAGAUGUUGUUUCCUCGGAGGCUAUAGUUCAGAAAGAAAGUUAUGUGGAACCAGUGAUGACAAGUGGUUCAUCCUCAGAAAAAUUAAACGCGUUUAGUCUGGUUACAGAAAGAAUAUCAGAAAGAGAAAAACCUACAUUUGAAAAGAUCAGUCCUAUUAUAGAUGUUCCUCCAUCACCUGCCCUAAUUAAUGUUAAGUCUCUUAUUAACCCAGCCACCAGUCCAGCACAGUUAACCCCUGCAGUAGCUAACAGCAGUUUUACCCUAACCAGCACAGACCCCCUUGCGCCCAAUUGUCCCCCACCAGCCGGGAGCCUCCUGGGCCUUGGUAAUUCCUCCCCAGAGAUCACCCACUGCCAGGCUGAAGAGACUCCCUUACCAGAGCCACAGCUUGCUGGUGCAAGAGUGGUGGUAUCUGCCAGGACCUAUGCAGACUUUACCCCUCAGGCCACCUUUGAUAUUAAGAAAUGUGACUUGCACAAGUUGGAGGAGGGCCCACCACUGCAGGCCGUGCUUACAAGAGAGGAGGGGCUUCAGUACUACCGCACAAUGCAGACCAUGAGACGUAUGGAGCUCAAAGCCGAUCAGCUCUACAAGCAGAAGAUCAUCAGGGGCUUCUGUCACCUUUAUGAUGGACAGGAAGCAUGUGCGGUCGGUAUCGAGGCAGGUAUUAAUCUAUCAGACCAUCUUAUCACAGCGUAUCGUGCUCACGGGUACACUCUCACUAGAGGUGGCACUGUUCGUGAGAUCAUGGCAGAGCUCACCGGCCGUAGAGGAGGUAUUGCUAAAGGAAAGGGAGGGUCUAUGCAUAUGUACACUAAAAAUUUUUAUGGAGGAAAUGGAAUUGUGGGAGCUCAGGUGCCUCUUGGGGCAGGUGUAGCGUUGGCCUGCAAAUACCUGGGCAAGAAUGAGCUGUGUGUCUGUCUCUAUGGUGAUGGUGCUGCAAAUCAGGGUCAGAUCUUUGAGACGUAUAAUAUGGCAUCUCUGUGGAAGCUGCCUUGCAUCUUCAUUUGCGAGAAUAACAAAUACGGCAUGGGUACUUCUGUGGAGAGAGCAGCUGCUAGUACUGACUACUACAAGAGAGGCGAUUUCAUCCCUGGAUUGAGGUUGGAUGGCAUGGACGUUCUUUGUGUGAGGGAGGCCACCAAAUUUGCUGCUGAACACUGCAGAUCAGGAAAGGGUCCUAUUCUGAUGGAGCUGCAGACCUAUCGUUACCACGGACACAGUAUGAGCGACCCAGGAGUCAGUUACCGCACACGUGAGGAGAUCCAGGAGGUGCGCAGUAAGAGUGACCCCAUCUCGAUGCUGAAGGAUCGCAUGCUGAGCAACAACAUGGCCAGCGUGGAGGAGCUUAAGGAGAUUGAUGUCGAAGUAAGGAAGGAGAUUGAAGAUGCCGCUCAGUUUGCCACCACAGACCCUGAGCCUCCACUGGAUGAUCUUUGCAACCACAUCUUCUACAAUGACCCUCCUAUGGAAGUGCGUGGCAUCAACCCCUGGACCAAGCUCAAGUCUGUCAGCUAAAUCGCCUUCUUUAUCAUCCUAAGUCCCCUCCUCCUCCAGUUGAUCCUCUACUGUUGGAGUGCACAGAAAAAUAUGAUCUCCUCCGAUGUGGCUAUAAAUUUCAUAGACAGUUAUUGGGAAACUCAGGCAAAUCUAUCAGCCACAUUGUGAUAAGUUGCCUCAUUUCACAUGUUAUCAUUGGCUUGUUUUCUUGUUGUCUUCAUCAACUACAAUUCUGACCCAAUACUGAUAUUUUUUCAUCCUAUAUUAGAAAUAUGUAUCAUAUAAAUAAUGUAAUAUGUGCACACACACACCUCUCAAUUUAUACAUCAACAGGAGUGACUAAAUAUUUAAAUAAUUUGACUAAAUAUUUUAAGGGAAAUGUUUAUUAACAUUUAUAAAUUGUAAACUUGUGGCCAUAUUACAAAAAUUUGGUGUGAU